This is a messenger RNA of Sebastes umbrosus (honeycomb rockfish), 4267 nucleotides long. RefSeq names its product actin filament associated protein 1 (gene afap1). Gene Ontology annotation, cellular component: cytosol. NCBI's taxonomy places the organism in Eukaryota, Metazoa, Chordata, Actinopteri, Perciformes, Sebastidae. Bases 200 to 2659 code for a protein of 819 amino acids. The record is from RefSeq and is a predicted model, not a curated record. The transcript has 18 exons. Gene Ontology annotation, molecular function: SH3 domain binding; SH2 domain binding.
GAGGAAGGAAGGGAAAGAGGAGGAGGAGGAGGAGAAAGAUCCGGAGAAAAAAGUUUGAAAGGAAACAGAGAGACGUUUCAGUGGCCGGUUUAUUAGUAGAGAAGGAAGGUUAGAAAGUGAAGGCACAGACUGGUUUUGUUUGUGUCUCUCUGUGUGUGGAUUUUACCUCUGGGCUGGAUUAGAUGAGUGAGACUUCACGAUGAGGAGCGACCCUGUUCUGUUCACUUCCAGCAGGGCGAUGGAGGAGCUGGUGGGUGAGCUUCGUCUGUUCCUGGACCUGUUGGACAGGGAGUAUCUGAGCGCCGGGGUACGGGAAAAGAAGAUCCACCUCUCCAACAUCCUCCACAGAGUGCUCUCAGAUAAAGAGCCUUCGUUCAAGUCGGAGAUCCACAGCGGUCUGCCGGCCCCGCCUCAGAUGCCCCUCCCUGAGAUCCCUCAACCCUGGCUGCCUCCGAACAGCGGCCCUCCUCCUCUGCCCAGCUCCUCUCUACCGGAGGGUUACUACGAGGAAGCAGUUCCUUUAAGUCCUGGAAAGGCUCCUGAAUACAUCACUGCCAACUAUGACUCGGACGCCAUGAGCAGCUCCUAUGAGUCGUACGACGAGGAAGAGGAGGACGGGAAGGGCCAGAAGAUGCGUCACCAGUGGCCGUCUGCAGAGGCCUCCAUGGAUCUUGUGAAGGAUUCUCGAAUCUGUGCAUUCCUGCUGCGCAAGAAGCGCUUUGGCCAGUGGACCAAACUCCUCUGUGUCAUCAAAGAUAACAAACUGCUGUGUUACAAGUCCUCCAAAGACCACACCCCCCAGAUGGAGCUGACCCUGUCGGGCUGCAGCAUCACUCACAUCCCCAAAGAUGGCAAGAAGAAGAAGCACGAACUGAAGAUCGUCCACCAGGGGGCCGAUGCCCUGGUGCUGGCUGUGCACAGCAAAGAACAGGCCGAGGAGUGGCUCAAGGUGAUGAGAGAGGUGUGUGCUAAUGGCUGUGUGGACUUGGAUAGAGCUGGAUCUGGAUCACCGGUGCACAAACCCGAGCUGGAAAAGAAGUCAUCGUGUGACAGGCCGAGCUCCGACGGCGAAGCGCCUCAUGAGAACGGACACGGCGACUGCAAGGACCAAGGAAAAGGAAAGAAGAACUCAAAGGCAGAGCAGAAGACUGGGACGGUGGGGAAGGGAGCAGGGAAGAAGAUCACAAAAAUCAUUGGUCUGGGUAAGAAGAAGCCGUCCACAGAUGAGCAGACCUCGUCAGCAGAAGAAGACGUACCCACAUGUGGCUACCUGAACGUGUUGUCCAAUAACCGUUGGCGGGAGCGCUGGUGCCGCCUGAAAGACAACCAGCUGCUCCUCCACAAGGACCGCGACGACCUGAAGAGCCACAUCGCCUCGCUGCCCCUUCGAGGCUGCGAGGUCAGCCCCGGCCUCGAUCACAAACACCCUUUUGCCUUCCGUCUGCUCCGUAACGGCCAGGAGGUGGCUGUACUGGAGGCCUCCUCCUCUGAGGAGAUGGGUCGUUGGUUGGGGAUUUUAUUGGCUGAGACCGGCUCCACCACCGACCCCGCCACCCUGCACUACGACUACAUCGACGUUGAGACCACCGCCAAUGUCAUCCAGCUGGCCAAGCAGUCCUUCUGUUUCACCAGUAAGCGUGCUGUCUCUCCUAACCCGUACCUGGACAACCCAGUCAACGGCUACGCCUGCCCCACUGGUAUGGCUCUGCACUACGACGAUGUGCCCAUUAACGGAACGGAAGUGCAGUACUCCAGUCCCAGCACAGGGGGGUGCCAGCUGAAAGAGGAGAUGCAUUAUGAGAACGCUGACCUCUAUGAGAACAUGCCCUCGCCCAAGCUGGACACUCGCCGUCCUCCCAAGCCUUCCUCUUCUUCUACCUCCUCUUCCUCCACCUCUACCGGUCACUACAGAACCCCCGUUUCUAAAAUCUCUUCUAAGUUCCUCGCUGCUGAUACUAAAUCUAAAACCACUGCUCAGCUGAAGGGAAAGAAGGGAACAGGGCCCAAUGGGAUGGCGUCCAAACAGAAGGCCGAGCCAAAGAACCAGCCCAAGAAGAAUGGAGUCAACGGGACGAAUGGGACGGCUUCUCUGAAACGCAACGGCUCCGAUGCAGAGCAGUGCAAGUACGGGAAGAACCGAGUGGAGGCCGACGCCAAGCGGCUGCAGGCCAAGGAGGAUGAGCUGAUGAAGAAGAAGCAGGAGAUCAGGAACCAUCUGACCCAGCUGAAGAAGGAGAGGAGAGACCUGCGCUCUGCAGUGGAAGCUGCUGCUGGCAAACGUUCACACGCCUCGCUGUCGGAGCGACUGAAGAAGGUGGAGGAGGACUGCAGGAAGAGGGAGGAGGAGCGGGUGAACCUGGAACUGGAGUCGACGGAGGUGAAGGAGAGCCUGAAGAAAGCCCUGAGCGGCGGGGUCACCCUGGGCCUCACCAUCGAACCAAAAGCUGGCUCCUCUGUAGUCCAGUCACCGGCGAUGUUGCGACGGACCCAGGAGUCUUCUCCCUUCUCCAGCUGCGACACCAGUGACACGGAGUCCUGCUCCCUGCCGGUCAACAGCGCGUCACUGCUCCGCCGGCAUCAGGGCGGCCAGAAGCCCUCGCCGGUCCGGGGACACGUCCUCAGGAAGGCCAAGGAAUGGGAGCAGAAGAGCGGCACAUAAACCGCCCGACGCCUCACACCAGUCUUACUUUCAUUUCUUUUCUUUUUUUUUCUUUUUAUGAAAUUGUGUAUAUAUUUAUUUAAAAACUGUUCAUACAGUCCGAGAGUUUGUCGAGGAGCACACAAGCAUAGCAUUCAUAGGAACAAAACCAGUUGCUGCUUUUUCGUAUACUGUCAGUACCACAACGUACAGUAGCAACCCUUUUUUAAACUGUGUCACAUUGAGCAUGCUUAGUGGACUGAGUUGUGCAACUUGUGUUGUCUCGCUCUACUUUCUUUUUCCAGCAAUCACCUUUUAUUUGUUCUUUCAAAUCUGUUCCAGCAGAUUGAUAGUUUGGGUUUCAAAAAAAGGUCAAAGGUCAAAACCAAGUAUUUAUUUGUAAAUGUUUAGACGAAAUACUAGCUUCCCUUUGUUUAUUUAUGUUGAUAUAUUUAAAGUUCUUUUUUGUUGAAUUUGUGGCGCUCCACGCAAUCCCAUCCCCUACACCGUCGAUAAUCAGAACACACACCAGCGUGAGUAGCAAUGCAGCUCCUCUCUCAGGGCUAUUUCAAGAAGCAGAACUAUUCUCAAGAUCUCUUAAACUCAUGUUCAACUAAAGAGGACUGGUUUAUGCAAAGUUGCAGAAAAUUAAACUUUUUUUUUAAUUAAAAAUCACCCAUUGAGACUGUAAUACAUAACAUCCCAUUAAUAAACAUGGCUUUCAUUGUUUUACUCACGGUUAGGACAGUUUAAGGCCAUUUUUACACACCUGAAGUGAUUAAUUAUUGAAUUAAUACAUUAUGAAAAUAGGUUUUGUUAACUGUAGCUGUUAACUUUUACACUUCCAGUCCAUGUUUUCUGUAUCUGAAGGGGGUGCCUGAAGCGUAGAAUAUCAUUUUUGGAGUAUGAACACGCCGUUGUUGCCUUCUUGCUUUUAGGCCGUUUGUUCACACAAAUACAUGAGCGGCUCUACGGCUUGUAGAAACUCAAAUAUGGACAUCUUUCUUGAUCGUCGUAAAUAAGUCAGCAACUCCGAGUAACAGCUAGCGUAGCUUCCGUGCCGACUGAAAAUGAUAUUGGUGAGACGGAUAUGUCACUCUACACUCUUAGAAAUAAGGGUUCCAAAAGGGCUCUUCUCAAAGGGUUACGGUUCUACCGGAACCAUUUGAACUAUUUCUUUUGAAGAAAGGUUUUUUUUUUGUAAGACUAAGGGUUUCCAUUAAGAAACCUUUUCAUCCAAAGAUAGUUGGAAGCAUGGGCGUCAAAAGAUCCUCUCAGCCACACCCCUCCAAAAACUGUGAUUGUGAACCAUGAUUGUUGUGGCACCACAUUAGCCAAACCGAGCCAUUGGGGACAUUUGGUCGCUUUCUCUUUGACGGGCUCCGGGCUGGUCCCUGCUGCUCAGGAAGGAUGGCCCUGCCUCCUCCACGUGUUCCUAUCAAAAGAAGUGAAAGUCAUUCAAAACAAAUAGACACCCCAAUAUCCAAAAGCAGCUGUGAUCCCUCCGCUCCCUUAAAGGGACUAUUUGUAAUUUUCAGAAAUGCUUGUUAACAGCGACACCUGUGGCCGUUAAGUCAACGAACGUCAGCGUCGGGCUCGAGCUUGCUCGCUCUAAAUAGACAUGAACGA